Molecule: messenger RNA, 2511 nt
Organism: Beta vulgaris subsp. vulgaris (sugar beet)
Lineage: Eukaryota; Viridiplantae; Streptophyta; Magnoliopsida; Caryophyllales; Amaranthaceae
Product: TOM1-like protein 6
Exons: 10
Coding region: 268-2268 (666 amino acids)
Biological process (GO): protein transport to vacuole involved in ubiquitin-dependent protein catabolic process via the multivesicular body sorting pathway
Molecular function (GO): ubiquitin binding; phosphatidylinositol binding
Source: RefSeq, a predicted model, not a curated record
CCAUAUAAGAAGAAAGAAAAAAGGAUCACAAAAUUCCAGGGUAUUCUUUCUUUCUUUUUCUUCUUAAUUAUAGUUACUAUAUUUUGUUUUGUUUGUUAGUUUUAAUUCAACCCACUUCUUCCUUCCUCAAAACUCUCAUCUUCUUUCUCUCUCCUCCACUCUAAAAAAAAAAAAAAACCCUUUAAAUUCAUCUCUUCUUCUCAAACGAAAUUUCUCACUUCUGCAAAAAAUUCGAAGAAAUAAAAGUUGAAGAACGAACAAACGAAGAUGUUGCCUUCGUUAUCUUUAUCAUCUUCUUCAUCUUCAUCUUCAGCUACGAUUCGUGUUGAUAAAGCUACUAGCGAGCUUCUUGUUGCUCCUGAUUGGACUAUGAACAUCGAAAUUUGUGAUUUUUGUAAUUCUAAUCACUGGUUGGCUAAAGAUGUGGUGAAAGAAGUGAAAAGGAGGUUGCAAACAAAGAAUCCUAAAGUUCAAUUGCUUAGUUUAACGCUUUUGGAGACGAUGGUAAAGAAUUGUGGCGAGUACAUCCACUACCACAUUGCGGAGCGCAAAGUAUUGGAUGAAAUGAUCAAACUUGUAAAGAAAAAGGCAGACAUGCAUGUAAGAGACAAAAUUUUGGUACUUCUGGAUUCGUGGCAAGAAGCAUUUGGUGGUCCUGGUGGAAAAUAUUCUCAAUAUUUCUGGGCUUGUGAUGAACUGAGGCGUUCCGGCGUCAAUUUUCCCCAGCGCUCUCCCCGUUCAGCCCCAGUAAUUACACCACCUGUCUCCCGUCCAUCAAGAGCUCCUCAAGUUGGCUUUGGCAUGCCUGCAAAUUCUUCACGGAGGCUGGAUGAAGCCAUGAGCUCUGAAAUUGAGGGCUUGAGUGUUGCCACAUUGGAAUCUAUGCAAAAUGCGCUGGGUCUUCUGGAUGACAUGCUCGAAGCUGUCAAUCCUAAUGACCGCAUGUCUGUGAAAGAUGAAGUAAUUGUAGAUCUUGCUGACCGUUGUCGUGCCAAUCAGAAGAAGCUGAUGCAAAUGAUUACUACUACUACGGAUGAGGAGCUGCUUGCUCAAGGUCUUGAGAUGAAUGAUUCUUUGCAAAGCGUGCUUGCAAGGCAUGAUGGAAUAGCCUCUGGUUCCCCUCUACCAAAUCAUAAGAAGAACGUUAGUGUCCAACAAAGUGAAUUAUUAGAUUCCAAUGCCAAAUCUACUGAGGGAAUAGAAAAAACUUCUGCAGAGAACAACAAGUCUCCAGCAUCUGAUGCACCUCUUCUGAAGACUCCUGAAGAGGAAGAGGAAGAGGAUGAAUUUGCCCUGCUUGCCCGAAGGCACUCGAAGACACAAGGUGCAAACUCACAUAGUGCCGGGACAGGUUCUACUGAUGAUGCUGCCUCUUCCAGCGGGAGCAAUAAUGCAUUAGUACUAUUUGAUGCUCCUUCACCUGCACCAACAUCGACUAGUAAUACAAAAGAGCAGGACCUUAUUGACCUUUUGAGCAUUGUUCUGACAACAAGUCCAACUACAGCUGAAACCCCAGAAACUCCAAUUUCAGCUCCCGCACAUAAUGCAUUUGAGGCAUCUUUUAACAGUUAUGUUGUGCCAUGGGCUCAACCACAAUCACAGUCCCAGCAAAUGACACAGUCCAUGCCUCAGCUACAAACACAAUACCAGCCGAUGCAACCUCAGAUGCCAACACAAUCUCCUCAGGGUUAUGCUCAAUAUUCUUCUGCUUAUCCACCACCUCCAUGGGAGGCGACCUCUGGCUACAGCAACAACCAAAUGUCUGGCUAUAAUCCAUACCUAUAUCCGUCUUCUCAAGGAACUCUGAACACAUCUUCAGUGUCACCGCAAGGAGCCUGGUCAUCACCGAAUGUUUAUUCACAAUAUGGAAAUCAGCCAAUGUAUUCCACUCCUCAAGCUACUGGCAACUCUUCUCAAAUCCAAGGUAUCCGUUCACUGCAGCAAUCAAAUUCCUUCCAAAAUCCACCAUCUACAAACAAUAACAAUUUCUCAACUUCACAAGCAAUUAAUAAUUCAGCCUCUUUACCCAUGCAAGGGGGGCGAUCACUUCACCAUGUCAACUCAUUUCCUGCAAAGGUUGGAAACGGUAUAGCCAUGAAUGGUAACUCUACGCAGUUGAAUAAUGGCUCUACUGGUGUCCCUUCUUCAGGGCAGAAGCCGUUUAUUCCAUCUUACCGACUUUUCGAAGAUCUCAAUGUCUUGGGUGGCUCAGAAGGCAAGCUAAAAAAUAAUGGUCCUUAUUCGAGCGCAUCAGGAACCCGAAUAUGAUUGUUGGAACUUGGAAGUAGUAGUGUUCGAUUUCAAGUGUUCGUUUUACCUUGAAUUGGAUUACUCACGCAUACAUGUGAAUAGAUGUGUAUAUCUCUACACACUGGUCUUGUAAUUAUUCAGACAUCUUGUGAUGUUGUCUUGGGGGUGUGGUGUUGGUACUUCCAAUGAUUGAUGAUAGUAUCAAAUAAUUCAUCUUUGAUUGAUCACAAUCUUUUGUGGAGUGUUCAUUUUUGCAUGCUA